Parnassius apollo (apollo) is the source of this 630-nucleotide messenger RNA. NCBI's taxonomy places the organism in Eukaryota, Metazoa, Arthropoda, Insecta, Lepidoptera, Papilionidae. The record is from the annotation of a GenBank genome assembly.
AUGUAUGAAUGUCGAACGUUGAUUCACACAGAUACGGGUCUAUUCGGCAAGUUUCGCAUGGCCCAAGUGUACUCGAUGAAGAACCAAAGAGCGCGCUUCAUGGAGAUUCUUGGAGACAAAAUGGACCGGCGAUAUAUUACCAGAAAUCAGUUCCUCACUCGGGGCCACCUUGCUCCAAGAGUUGAUUUCACAUUGGGCGCUCUCCAGCGAGCUUCGUUCCAUUAUAUAAACACUGCACCUCAGUGGCUGCGAGGAAACGCCGGAGACUGGGCCGCCUUAGAAGAUGCAGUUCGCCGUCGUGCCUACAGAAAUGGAUCCCGUUUAGUUGUGUACACGGGCACUUACGGCGUGUGUACCCUCGCUGAUGCACACAAUGAACAACAGGAGUUGUUUCUAAACGUCGAUGACAACAACAAUGGCGUCGUACCCGUACCUCUUUACUAUUAUAAAUUGCGCAAUGUAGUAUCUGAGACAUGGAUAAUUACAAAUGUUAUUAUACAAUUUUGGACGGAAGUUAAAAAAUACAAAGAUGCUGGUGGUAAUAAUCCAUUUCAAGAAUUGGCAGAACUUGAUUUACAUGUUUUGGUGUUACCCCACUCGAACGUUGACAUCAAAAGGAUUUUCCGUUAG